UAUCUCCCACGUAAGGCCAUGUACUGUAACCUGUCAGGCUGUCAGCAGCAAAAGUGAAACCUGUUUGAUUUCUUAAGUGUUUAAAAUGGUAACAGCUUUUUGUUUGAUAUGUUGAACUUAUAAAAAAAAAGAGAUCGCCGAAGAUUUUUCAAAGUGCCAGAAUGCAACAUUACAGUAAUUCAAUUGAGAAAGAACUCAUUGAAAGAAGAAGAGCCGAGUGGUUGAAGUUGUCAAAAAGCAAUUAUAAUAUAUCCCAACUAUUUGUUUGCUAUCAACUAUUCAUUUUGUUUCAGGGAAACCUGCAUAUUGUAUAAAACUGUAGACAUAGACUGGGUUCCUACUAAGAAUCUCAAAACUCAACCAGACAAUGUUCCGUCAUCAUUGAAUUCAAGUGUUCUAUCUACUGAUGUAACUGGCUCAUUCCAAAGUAGAAACGAAGAAGUAUCUACAUCAACUGCAGGAUGUAACAAUACCAUUUUUGAAGAACAGAUAAAUCUAACAGAUUCCAGUAGAACAGAAUUUUCUGUAUUCCAGAAUGGAAAUGAUUCAAUGGACGAGAGCUCUAUGACUGAUGGUCCUUUACAGUCAACAUUCAUUGAACCAAAUGACAUCACUACUUAUGAGGAAUGUUUGUCUCAGCUGAAGGCUGUCCUUGAUUUUUGUAUUUCAAAAGGUGUCGAAAAUCCUAACAACAAGACUUUAGCUGAACUAUCCCUGUUAAUACAGCUUCAAAAAGAAAACUCAAUGUCAAAUACUGAAUGCGAUUCUUAUGAAUGUAACACGACAAGUAAGGAAGUGGUAGACAUUGACCAGCUUCAAGUUCUUCAACGGUCGUUUGAUGACCUGACAAGAAAACUAGACGAUUCCUUACAAGAGGAAGUUUUGCUACGACAAAAAGUUGAUUUGCUGGGAAAAGUAUUAGAUGACGAAAAGCUUAUUAACAAAAUUAGGAACAAGGACCAGAUGACUAAGUACUACACGGGAUUACACUCGUGGUGCCUAUUCGAAAUAAUCUUUGAACUUAUUCUACCAGGCAUAGAACAUUGCUCAAUGUUGUACAAAAAAAGUCUUUCUUACGAAGAGCAGUUUUUGUUGGUUUUGAUGCGAUUAAGACUUAACUUAGGGGAGCAAGAUCUAGCAUAUAGAUUUAAAAUAUCAGUAGGUACAGUGAGUAAAUAUAUCGGUAAAUGGAUUGAUGUAAUGUAUGUCCGACUUUCAAAUAACUUCAUGGUGUGGCCUGACCCUCAAACUAACAAGCGCACAAUGUCAUCUUUUUUCAAAAGAAAGUUUCCAAACGGCGUAGCUAUUAUUGAUUGUUUUGAAAUUCCAAUUGAAAGACCAAAAAAUUUACUUGCGCGUUGUUCAACCUAUUCUCACUACAAAAUUCGUCCUACUGCGAAGUAUUUAAUAGCAAUUACACCGCGGGGAGCAAUUUCUUACAUUUCAAUGGGCUAUGGUGGACGACAGACUGAUGUUCACAUCACUUUAGACAAGAAAAAUGUUGCUCUAGGCAAUGACGAAGGUUUCAUAUGUAAGUUAGAGAAAGGUGAUGAAGUUUUAGCAGACAGGAAUUUUUUGGUUAAAAAUGCAGUAGAGAAAAGAGGGGCAAAGCUAACUACACCAUCCUUUCUCUCUAACAAAGUCAGAUUGACUCGCCGUGAAACCGCAUUUUCACGAAAGGUGUCUAAUGUUCGUAUCCAUGUAGAGCGCGUUAUUGGUCGUCUUCGAGAAAAUUUCCAAAUUCUGAGACAUCGAGUACAAAUUCAAUAUUUGCGAAGCGGUAAAAGCAAAUUUGCCUUCCUCGACAAAAUUGUGUUUGUUUGUUGUUGCUUGAACAAUGCCAACCCAAGUGUCGUUCUCCCUUGCUAAAGUGUAAUGUUUCUUUGUGAAAAUAAAGUAAAUAUAAAUCAA
Daphnia pulicaria is the source of this 1911-nucleotide messenger RNA. RefSeq lists its product as uncharacterized. The coding region runs from base 550 to 1869 and encodes 439 amino acids. The record is from RefSeq and is a predicted model, not a curated record. Lineage: Eukaryota; Metazoa; Arthropoda; Branchiopoda; Diplostraca; Daphniidae. The transcript has 6 exons.